ACUCACACAAGGGAUCUUCCCUUGGGUUGUGGGAGGUAACCGUGCCCCUCUUUGGACUCGUUCAUGGUGCGAGUUUACCUAAAGCAGUGGUGAUGCAGCCUGCAGACCAGCCUCACAAAGCUGGUGGUGACGCUUCUGUGUUACCCUGAGUGGAGUUUCAGGGAUGCUGCAGUGCUGGGAAGAGUGUCUGGAGCCAGUGUGGUGAUGCCGGUUAUGUCAGUGUUGGUGUGUGGCUUGCUCUGCAUCCUGCUUGCAGAAAAAUGCUGUUUAGUGGUGAACCAGACUUGUUGGAGACAGUCUGUCAAGCCCUGAAAGUUGUAAAAACCCUUUUGCAAGCAAUAGCAAGUUCAUGUGUUUUCAGGAGGAACUUGAAAUGCAUCAGCUGGCUUUUAUAAGAAGUUGCAGAAGAGAAAUCAGCGUAAUCUUUGCUAUGUGGCUUUUGCAGGAUCAGUUCGUACCAAGCUGGCUGUGGAGAGGUUUGCAGGGAGGAGAAGGUGUCUUGGUGGUGAAACACAGAGCUGCUGGGGAAGCUCCUGAGCUGCUUCCAUGCCCUCAGGCAACUGCCUUUGGUCUCUCUGCCUCUGUUCCCCAGGGUGGGAAUGCGCUGGAGAGGAGCAGCUGCCACCUUGUCCCCUUCAGGCAGGGAGAGGUGACAUCACCCGUCCAUGGGGACAGGGACCACGUGGCAAUGCCGUGGUCUGGGAACUGGGCAUGUGUCCUUCUCACAGUCCUGCUGAGGACCUUGGGAUUGUACAUUUGUCACAACCAUUUCACUGCAAGGACAGUUGGGCAGCGAGGCGGGUGCCGGGGGGGCUGCGCAGAGUCCGUCCUUUGAGGUUUUCAGGACCUGGGUGGGUAAAGCCUUGAGCAGCCUGGUAGCUGACGCUGCUUUGAGCUGGAUGUUGGGUAGAGACCAACCUGAAUCACCCUAAAAUCUUAUGAAAACUUAAAACCCUGCAGAUGUUCUUGAAGUGUAAGCGUGGGGCAAUGGCACUCUCUCUUUUCCCAGCUGUUGCAAACAACCAGUGACCGACUAGGGUAUAAUACAAACUGCUGCAAAGGCCAAAAAGUGAAAACUAGUUUUUUGUUUGUUUGUUUUGUUUGUUUUUUGUUUUUUGUUUCUUGUUUUUUCUUUUUUAACCUUUAUCAGAACUCCUGUUGCAUAUAUAGAUUGUGAUGAGAGUCUGUCUUUGAUCUGUCUAAAAUGAUCCCCGUCCUGAGAUGCCACAUCCCAUUUUAACCUAGGAAAAGUGGAAAAACAUGAGGCCAGAUAUGAGGAAGAAAUGUUUUGCAAUGAAAGUGGUAAACUACUAGCCCAUGUUGCCCAGAGAGGUGGUAGAUGAACCAUCCCUGGAGACAUCCCAGGCCAGGCUGGACGGGGCUCUGAGCAACCUGAUCUGGGUGAAGAUGUCCCUGCUCAUGGCAGGGGGGGCACUGGAUGAGCUUUGCAUGUCCCUUCCAACCCAAAGUAUUCUAUGAUCUAUGAUUCUAUGAAAAGUGCUUCGAGUUUAGUAAUUAAAUCUUACAGAAAACAUUGAUAAAGCUCUUGUAGUGAAUGUGGGCUGGAGCCUGUCCAGCUACAAUCCCGCAGACAUGGGGCUGCCUCGCAUCUUUUGCAGCCUCUUGGACUUCAGUUCCAAGUGAAGCCUUCCCAGGUCAGCAAAACAGCAUCUUAUUUUCACUACGUACAGGUGUAGAUGGCUGCCCGAGCUCACUGGCAAGGAAGAGUUGCUUUCAGUGGGUUUUUAUUCUCCUCCCUUCCCUGUUUGUCAGGUUGGGUUAUUCCAUCACCAUCAAUAAAGCUAGAGCCGGGGCUCGUCAGCUGAUCCUGCAGAAUGGCUUAACGCUAAGUGACUUGGACCGACAUCCAGAGGUAAAUGGGACUGCGGAGCUCGACGUUGCCAUCGAUGGAGCGGAUGAAGUGGACUCUGACCUCAACCUUAUCAAAGGUGGCGGCGGUUGCUUGACGCAGGAGAAGAUAGUUGCAGGAUAUGCAAAAUGCUUCAUUGUUAUUGCCGAUUACAGGAAAAAAUCAAGGAGCCUCGGGGAGCAAUGGAAGAAGGGGAUUCCUAUUGAAGUCAUCCCCAUGGCUUACGUCCCCGUCACCAGAGCCCUGACCAAAAACUUUGGAGGUGUUGUGGAGCUGCGGAUGGCUGUUAGCAAAGCGGGCCCUGUGGUGACGGACAAUGGGAACUUCAUCCUGGACUGGAAGUUUGACAAGGUUCAUGAAUGGAGUGAGGUGAACACCGCUAUAAAAAUGAUACCAGGUGUGGUGGAGACGGGGCUGUUCAUCGGCAUGGCGGAGGUGGUGUACUUCGGCAUGGAGGACGGCUCGGUCAGCGUGCGGGAGAAGCAGCCGCGCUGACGCCGGCACGACACCCGCUCCGCGCCACCUUCGGCCAGUUCAGUUCAGCUGUUGUAACGGUGCCAACCUGACGUUUUGCCUUAACGAGCAGCGGUUAUCGCAGCCGACGGAUGGGAAGUUGAUCAGAAUCCGCUGACGUGAUACUGAAUGUCUUUUUUUAAAAAACAAAAAAUUAUAUUCUAUUUCUAUAUAUAUAUAUUUUUACUUUACAGGAAUGUUGUCUUUUUUUAAAGAACCGUUUAAACAAAUUGCUUUAACGUUUUUAUUUUAUUUUAUUUUCUAAGAAAUACUUACCAAAAAUUAAUACUCCUUGUUUUGUCUUUUGGAUUUUUUUUUCCUUUUUUUCAAACAGAACUUGAACCCUUCUGGUUGCUCAUAGUGCUUAGUGAUUGAGGUCAGAAACACAAUCCUAAUGCAUCAUUCCUAACCACACUGGCUGGGAGGGUGACAUACAUAACAGGAGCACAUCCAGUCGGGACCUGCUGAUGCCUUAUUUGGAACCUUUUUGGUUCGGUAUUUUAUGCCUUUUAUUUUUCUACACCACUGUUUUUUAAUAGUUCAGGAUGUGUUGUUGUCCUCUGUGCACUUGACAGUUCUCUGAGCCUGGGGUGGUCUUUACAUCCCUCUGUAUGGGACAUUAAUAAGGGCCUUUUCUGGGUCUCUGUUCAUCCUUUGAGCCAAAUUCUGCUCUCUGUUAAUUCAGUACCUCUGAUUAAAUUCUGUUCCUGUAGCUGGAGAUGUUUGGGACUUUGUCCUUGUAAACCAGGAGCAGAACUGGGUCCUUGGUGAAGCUUCCAAAAGCGUAUUUGAGCAGCUUAGGGCAGCGUGGAAUACUGUUCAGUGGCAAAUUGUUUGAUUUGGAAUGAAGGUUAAUUAUCACCUCUGGGAGCUGGUUGGUUUGUGGAAGGGUAGAGCAAAAUGCACAGGAAAACCGAGUCUUCCUGCCUAAAUUUUCCACAUGUAGCAGGAGAGAGACACUCGUUCAAUAUCUUGUUCUCGGUGUAUAGGUGCUUUGCAUGGUUCUGGUGUCAAAAUGCAAGCCCUCUCUUUGUGUUGUAGACACUGAAAUAAAGAGUUGUUAUACCAGA
This is a messenger RNA of Columba livia (rock pigeon), 3453 nucleotides long. It is a transcript of the gene RPIA, whose product is annotated as ribose 5-phosphate isomerase A. Gene Ontology annotation, cellular component: intracellular membrane-bounded organelle. The transcript has 7 exons. Bases 1556 to 2365 code for a protein of 269 amino acids. NCBI's taxonomy places the organism in Eukaryota, Metazoa, Chordata, Aves, Columbiformes, Columbidae. Gene Ontology annotation, biological process: pentose-phosphate shunt, non-oxidative branch; D-ribose metabolic process. The record is from RefSeq and is a predicted model, not a curated record. Gene Ontology annotation, molecular function: ribose-5-phosphate isomerase activity.